AUGCCCCAGAGAAAUGUUGUCACUUGGACUGCUGUUAUAUCGGCAUUUAAUCAAAACCAUCAACCGGACCACGCUGUUCAAUUUUUCAAUGACAUGUUUGUUGCAGGAUGUCGACCCAAUUCCUUUACCAUGGCUACUCUCCUUCCAAGUUUUUCUUGCCGUCAAGGAUCAUCCCAAAUUCACAGCUUCUUGAUCAAGUCUGGUUUUGAGUCUGAUAUCUCUGUUUCGACUGCCAUGAUUGACGUCUAUGCAAAAUGUGGGUUUAUGCUCUCAGCCCGUCGCGUCUUUGAUGAGAUACCCGAAAGGAGCCUCAUUUCAUGGAAUUCAAUGAUGUGGGGCCAUGCUCAGAAUGGAGAUGCAAAAAAAUCAAUGCAGCUAUUUGUAGAGAUGCAGAUAUCUGGAGGGCAUCAACCUGAUUCAUUCUCAGUUGUAACUGCACUUAGAUGCUGCGCCAGCUUGGUCUCAUUGGGACAAGGGAUGGAGAUACAUGGCUAUGUAUAUAGAAGUGGUUUAGAGAGGAUUCUUAUUGUUGGUAAUGGACUUGUUGAUAUGUAUGGUAAAUGUGGGGCUCUAGAGCUUGCAGAGAGGGUCUUUUAUCAGAUGCAGGAAAAGGAUGUAAGCUCAUGGACUGCACUCAUUAUUUUCUAUGGAUUGAAUGGCCAAGGAGCCAAAGCCAUUUCUCUCUUUGAAAAAAUGAAGAAGGCAAGAACGGUCAGCCCCAACUCUGUAACAUUAAUAGCUGUCCUCAGCUUGCAGCCGUUCCUUCUUAGUAGAAGAAGGGUUUGGAUAUUUCAGAGACAUGUCUGUUGA
Nelumbo nucifera (sacred lotus) is the source of this 810-nucleotide messenger RNA. NCBI's taxonomy places the organism in Eukaryota, Viridiplantae, Streptophyta, Magnoliopsida, Proteales, Nelumbonaceae. The record is from RefSeq and is a predicted model, not a curated record.